AUGCGUCUUCCCAGCUCCUCGUGGGGCUCCCCCGGCGACUCUGCGAUCAUGCUCGGAGAAUCGCAGCCUCGAUCUCGGAGCUACCUGAACUACUUUUGCUGCGUCUUGCCGGCGCGAGCGUGCGGAGCCGCCUUCACCUGGGAGUCGUCGCGGAAGUUCUGGUACAGCUUGUUGACCGUCUCCAUUCUCAGCGCCAAAACCCUCCAUAUCUACGCUCAUGCCGACUCGAUCAAGCUGGGCGACAUGAUCCUUUGGGGACCGACUUUCUACGUGCAAGACAUUCUGUUCUUACUCUUCGCAUUUGCCCUCGCCCACAAUUUCCAGCGAAAAUGGCUUCGGUCCCUCACCUCGACUGUGGUUAUUCUUGGCUCGUUGGCCCUGUCCACCAUGGCCGCGGCCAAUAUCUCCUUCUUUUUCACCACCGGCGCGGAAAUUCACUGGCGACAAGCGGGUGGGUUCAACCGGGACCCGGCCUCGAUCAACACCCUCAUGACCGGCCUGACCGGCCUGGCGAUCGUGGACACACUGUUCUUCGUCGCCGCAGCCUUGAUGACCCCGUGGAUUUACAAUGGAGUAGAUGGGAUGAUCGCAAUCUGGGGCGCCACGAUCAAGGCCCUAGUACAGCCGGUGGCUCCCUAUGCCAAGGCGGGCCUGCACAAGGUUCUCAGUCGCUCGAGCCGAGGCCGAGAUGUCUUUGAGAGACUGAAGCUGUACGAGGCUGUCCCGUUGAGUGAUUACGAUGAAGCCGAAGAUAAGACGACUGCGAGUGGAGCUCCGCUCCUGAGCCAUCCCACGCAGGCCUUUGACAAUCUUCGUCACCAGGGCGCUCACUGGGCUAGCCAGUUCAAUUGGAGGUUGUGGCUUACCCGCGCACUGAUCAUCGUGCCCGCCGUGUACAUUUUCAUUGUGCGCCUGUGCCGUCCGUCGAUCUCCUCCUAUGGAUUCCUCUCACAGACCGUCAUCAUCACGCCUUUCUCCGGUGUGGACACAGACAAUGCACUGGCCAAGGCCUUCCCGGAGCGUGCGUUGCAUGGUAAGACCACCGCUCUGACGGCGGUGCCCGAAUUCGACUGGUUGCCCAAGGGCACAUUCCCCGGUUUCCGUGACUGGGAAGACCGGUCUCGCUACUCGCACUACAACUCCACCGAAGACCCGCUGCACAUCUCCAACCUGGACCUAGACAUCUUGGCCCCCAUCAAGACCGCCCUUGACAGCGGUGAUGUGAAGAUCAAGCACAUCUUCGUCUUCAAGAUGGAGAGCACACGCUACGACGUCUUCCCACUGCGAAACAACUCCUACUUGUGGAACCGUCUUCAGAAAUCCUACAAGGGUAACAAAUUCCCCCAGGCGGUUCAGGAUCGUCUGGUCAACCUGACCCGUACCGCCGAGCGUCUCACGGGACAGCCAUCUGGAUUCAAACGCAACGAGACGAUCAAGCCCUACGGUGGGAUCAACAUGCACAACUCGUACACCGGAGGUACCUUUACCUUGAAGAGUAUCGAGGCCACCACAUGCGGUGUGGAACCGCUGGUCGUCGACUUCAACCACGAAUACGAGCACCACAUUUAUCAGCCCUGCAUGCCGCACAUCCUCGACAUGCUGAGCACGCUGACCAACGACAGCCACAGCAAGGAUUUCACUCACUGGCCUUGGCGCCCGGCGUUCAUGCAGUCCAUCACCGACACUUACGACCAUCAGGACCGACUGACCCCGGCGCUCGGAUUCAAGCCCGAGAACAUCGUCACGGUGGAGUCAAUUGACAAGGAACAUGCCAACGACACCUCUUGGACCGCGGAGAAGUUUAACUUUUGGGGAUAUCCCGACUCCAGCCUUGCCGGCUACUUCCGCCACGCGAUCGAAAAGGCCGAGCAGAAUCACGAGCGUCUGUUCUUGACGCAUCUGACCGGCAUCACUCACCACCCGUGGGACACGCCGGGUCACCACUAUGAGGAGCUGAUCGGGCCGCAAAAGAAUGUCUUUGGGGGUGGCAAUGAAGACCUCAAUCGUUACCUCAAUACCCAGGGUCUCAACGACCACUGGUAUGAGACCUUCCUGAACAUUCUGGAGGAGACCGGAGUAGCCAACGAGACCCUGGUCGUCAUGACGGGAGACCAUGGUAUUUCCCUCGUGGAAGAUGGUAACGUCACUCCCUACGACAACCCGCUGGAGACCAACUUCCACGUGCCCUUGGUCUUUGCCAAUCCUCGCCUUCCUGUCCUUCAACUCAACGCUUCAGUCACCUCCAUCCAAAUUCUUCCCACCAUCCUGGAUCUCCUCAAGCACUCCGGCUCCCUCGACCAAAAGGGCAGCCGUGCCGUCAGCGAUCUGCUCCCGAUGUACGAAGGUCAAUCCAUCCUCCGACCGAUCGUGACCCACAACGACCAGACCCCCUGGUAUCAGUUCACCGUCAUGAAUACUGGCGGUUCGCUCGUGGCCAUGCGUGCGGCCAAUGCCCCCUACCGACUCGUCGUCCCUCUGGUUCCCGAAGUGGAAUUCCGCUUCACAGAUCUCAGCCGAGACCCCCAGGAAGUCCAUCCGAUCAAGGCCUUCGACUUUGAAUCCCUCCGCAAAGCCGUGCAGGCCGACCACGGUGACGACACGGCGCAGUGGGUGCAUGAUGCGGCUCAGGCAGCUCAGUGGUGGGUGACCGAUAACUGGCACCGCUACGAGUUCAACCCGUUGGCACCGAAGAAGCCACACGAGUCAUGGCCCAGCUCUCACGACGGCCACUGA
Molecule: messenger RNA, 2733 nt
Organism: Penicillium oxalicum
Lineage: Eukaryota; Fungi; Ascomycota; Eurotiomycetes; Eurotiales; Aspergillaceae
Exons: 4
Coding region: 1-2733 (910 amino acids)
Molecular function (GO): arylsulfatase activity
Source: RefSeq, a predicted model, not a curated record